UUCCUUGAAAGUAGAAUUCUUCCUGCGGGAUCCGCCUGCUGUGCUGCCGUCAGUGAAAUGAGAUCCAACCCGUUCUGGUCCGCGCAGACCGCCUCAACCUGCUCCUCCACGACGACCAGGAAGACUCGCUAGAGGCCCCCGGACGCGAUGACGCUUCCCCAACUUUAUGCCGCCUUCACCCGGCUGUGAGGAUGAAGGUGGUCCACCCCCACCGGGGUCGCAAGCGCGACGCCCCGGCUGACCCUUCACUGCCCGCCGUUCACGUCAGCCAAGCCCCGCUGGCACCGAGCGACGCUCCGGACGAAACGACACCCCCGGCGGGCGCCAGGCUGCGGCUCUCCAAAGCCUCCAAGGGAGGGAUGGUGAAGGUGGUGCGGCGGCACGUCUCCCCUCAGCCGCCCAGCCUGGAGAGCCUUGAGGCGGCUUGGAGCGACAGAGCUCAACGGGAAGCUCUGAGGAGUCCAGACCGGAGGAAGCGCCAGGCAGAGGCCGAGGACAGGCCGGGCCAGGAAGAGCACGCUGGGGGCCCGCAGAGGGGCCGGAAGAAGGGGUUCAGACCCCCGGACGUGAGGACCAUCUUCAGCCCGGAGGACAAGGACCCCAGGGUGAAGGAGGAGUCUGGGGAGGGCCACAGUUUUGGGCCUGGAGGGGACGGCACCUGGUGUGAUGUGUGCUGCAAGUACGUCUUCCACGGGGCUCUCACCUGUGCAGGAUGCAAGUACGCGUGUCACAGCGCCUGUCGAGACCGAGUGUCGCUGGACUGUCAGCCUGCGGCGUCACCUGUCAGCCAGGACCAGCUCAACAACAACCACGACGUCAGCAACACGCCGCCACACGAUGUGGAGAAGGACAGGAAGCUGCGCACCGAGUUCGGCCGGGAGGAAAUCAAGCAGAAGAUUGAGCGGUACAACUCCACGACCAGAGACCACCUGAAAAUGACCUUGGGUUCUACUGGGGUGUACACGGGCUUCAUUAAGGUCCAAAUGGACCUGAGGAGGCCUGUGACGGUGCGGGGGGAUCAGAGGGGAUCAGGCGGAGAUGCGGCGAGCGAGGCCUUCUAUUUGCCGCGAGGAGUCAGCAACACGCUACACAUCAGCUCCAGUAACACCGUCAGACAGGUGAUCAUGGCACUGCUGAAAAAGUUCACUGUCGCAGACAACCCGGCCAAAUACGCCUUAUACAAACGCUACCGCCGCGAGGAGCAAGUGUACGUGUGCAAGCUGGCCGAUGGCGAGCAGCCGCUGUUCCUUCGUCUGGUGGCGGGCCCUGACAACGACACGCUGGGCUUCGUCCUGCGAGAACAACAGACUGGAGAAGUCAUGUGGGACGCCUUCUCCGUCCCAGAGCUGCGCAACUUCCUGCGCAUCCUGGACAAAGAGGAAGCGGAGCAGAAGGAGGCAGUGAUUCGCCGCUACGACGCCUACCGCCAGAGACUGAGGGAUGCGCUGAGGGAUGUCCGAGGACCUUCUUAAAUCCCCCCUUUUUUUUUUUUUUACCUCGCCAAGAAUAAAGACGGAGGAGAACCUUGUGGACUUUGAGGAUUCUACAAGCCGACUUGCUGCUUGAAGACAAAGACUGACGUGCCAAACCAUGAAAGACUAUCAAGUCUGUACAUAUUUUCCUUUUCUUAAUUUAUAUGGGUGAAGCUUCUUUAUUCUAUUCAGUCUUAUUUUUGCCGCGAUCAGACUACACUACCCACAAUCCUCAGCGCUCUCCGGGCUUUGAAGAAGGAUAAUGUGAAAUAGGAGACAAAAGUUAAAGGAAGCGAGAGUUAAGAAGAGAAGAAGGUUGGAUUCAGAGGAGCGAGUUUUUGAAGAAGGAGCUUUCAGGAAGUAGACAAAAGGGUGAUGGAGGAAGUAGAGUAGUGUAGAAGCAGGAGAACAACAUUUUGAGAUAGGCAAGCGCUGACAGCCGCACCUCUUUUUGUGCGUUUCACCCUUGGCCUGUCUUGCUCUGUAUGAAUUAUAAACCAGGGCAAGGCGAGAGACGUCUUAAACAAGUGUUUAUUUGAUUGAAACAAAAACGUGCUUUUUCUGGUACAUGCCCUAUGAAACAGCACCACCUUGUGGACAAAUACUGCAGCUACUCCUCGCUACAGGUUUAUUUUUGUAUCAUUACUAUGAUUAUUCUCUCGUUGUAACCAAAGAUAGUUUCGUGGUGUUGCCUGGGGCAAAAUGAAGCCACUAGAAGCAAAAUAUAUAUCAAGUAGAGAUUUAUUUAAAGUGAUUUAUUUGUCUAUGAAACACUGGCUUUAUAUGGACGCAGAGAAGGGGCAAAAUGACGUUUACUGGGCAUUGAUGCAAUUUUUAAAAUCAUUAUUACAAACCUAGCUUGAAAAAGGGCAUUUAGGAACAUUUAUGAAUUUUAAUAAUAGAUUAAACUUAAAUGGAAAGUCCAAAUUAAAUCAAACAAAAUUCGAAAUACAUUUUGUCCUUUCUGUGCUACCAUACUUGAUUACGAGAGUCUCCAUGGAAACGCUUAUCACAUCUUAAUGUGUUGUGUAUCUCUUAGCUGAACUUGACAUCAGUUGUAUCAACUUAAAAUGUUUUUUGGGGGGGCACUUUAAAUGAUUUAUUCAGGGAAGAUGUUUUUUUUUAAUGUUUUUUUUUUUUCCUUUUUCCCUUUUCACUACGCUGCAAACUCCUGCGAUGUUGACGUGACUUUCCACACUUUAUUUCACCACGUAUACAUUGUGUGUGUCCUUAGUAGGCCUCGUGUUCAUGUACCACGUGUUACCAUGGCAACUGUUGAUUCUUGUAAAGCUGUGCAAUGACAAUAGAAGUCGCGGCUGGAGUCCAAAUGAGAAUGAACCGUAAUCAUUCUGGAAGUUGUGUUUAGUUGCUGUAGUUGAAGCCAUAGUUCAAGAAGGAAUUUGUGGACUUUUACUCAAAGUGUGCCUUUCUCUCUCUUUACAGCGUCUGCAAACUGAAGAUUGUUUUGUUGUUUUUGCAGAUGCUCCAACAUUGUAAUCGCUCACGUGCAGCUAUUAAAGGUGAACUUUAAAA
This is a messenger RNA of Entelurus aequoreus (snake pipefish), 3005 nucleotides long. It is a transcript of the gene rassf3, whose product is annotated as Ras association domain family member 3. Gene Ontology annotation, biological process: signal transduction. Gene Ontology annotation, cellular component: cytoplasm. Lineage: Eukaryota; Metazoa; Chordata; Actinopteri; Syngnathiformes; Syngnathidae. The coding region runs from base 192 to 1472 and encodes 426 amino acids. The transcript has 7 exons. The record is from RefSeq and is a predicted model, not a curated record.